AUGGGCUCCGCUCGAGAUCGCGUCUUCAGCACGACUGAACUCCUGGAAAUGGCCAUUUCGCUUGUCAACAAUCGAGAUAUUCUCGUCAACGUGCAGAGGGUGUCAAAACGUUGGAGAGACGUUAUCCAUGCUUCUCCCACGAUUCGAAAGUCUUUAUUCCUCCUCCCGAGUCCCACGCUUUUGGCCCCGCACCAGCCGUACACCCUAACCUGCCUCACCUCCAUCAUUCCGGCAUUCUUGAGCACACACUCUUUUGAGGGAGGAAGCCAGCGCUAUAUUACGCGUGAUGGAAGAUUUAUGAUGGAUGAUAUCUUCGGGAACUUCAGCUCUGAAUUUAAACGAAAAUGGUUCGUCGAAAAUGCUUCUUGGCGUCGCAUGUUAGUAUCUCAGCCACCUAUCAAGAAAAUAUAUUGGUGUAUCUAUCGACAGGGUCGGCUAGGCACUCCAGUUCUAGUGCCUAAAUACAUGGCAGAGCUUGAAUUCCCCGAGGGACUACGAAUGAGUGAAUUGUACAGUCUCCUGCUGCGCGCCAAAGGUUACUACGCGAUUCAAUGGCCGAACAUGGCCUGUGAAAGAUUUUCCGUUUCGGAUGAGCAAGCCGAGUCGAUGGCCGAGUUCGAACGGAAAGCACGCGAGGAGCACGCCAUUCUCGUCAAGCAACUCACCUGGGGUGAUACUAUGGAUUUGGACGUAAAGCAAGAGGCCUAUCUGCCUACGAGCGAUCUUCAAGCGCUCCACAAGAACAUUAAGCAGGUAGAGGCUCUGGGGGUCGGUGCGGCGGAAGCGCAAUUCCUGAGCGGCAUGGACCUGAAAAUAGAUAGUGUCUCAGCCAUGAGGUUGUUGAUGAUGGUGGCGAUGGCAAGAGCCAAGUAG
Messenger RNA from Daldinia caldariorum, 873 nucleotides. RefSeq lists its product as uncharacterized. The transcript has a single exon. The coding region runs from base 1 to 873 and encodes 290 amino acids. Lineage: Eukaryota; Fungi; Ascomycota; Sordariomycetes; Xylariales; Hypoxylaceae. The record is from RefSeq and is a predicted model, not a curated record.